CAUAAUCUUGAAAGGAACAAAGAACAACAGAGCGAAAGCGAGUUUCUUAGUCAAUCAUCAACUUAUUAUACAUUUUUAGCUGUGAAGCUGCCAGGAGACGCGAAAUUAAAAGGAAGACGGAUUCAUGCACAAUCCAUCAGGUAAUGAUUAUAUUUCGGAGAGUAUUUUUAUUCGUUACGUGGAGUGAUUCAUGUCUGAACGCAUCUUUGGUUGAUAGCGAAUAGGUUCAGUUUCAAUAGCGCGUCUUGUUUACAGCAGUCUUGCAUAAUUUUCGAUUGCGAACGGGUGGUGAACAGAAAGUCUCAUGAUGUUUUGCCAGACAUUUGUCAAAUGGCAAAACCGUUCUGUAAGCUUAUUUAUUUAGUUCCGCGCUGUCGAGUGUACGCUUACGCUUCUGUACUAGCGAUUGCUGUUGAACUUUAAACCCUAACCCUAAGCAACUUAAUCUUCAAAGAUUCAGUAUUUCGAUUCAAAGAUACAGCUCUGUAAUGCCCUCGCUUCAUUAAUUGAAGAAAUGGCUCACGUUUAAUGUCUUCCAAACUUAUAGUGAAAAAGAAACUUAUACUAUGCUUUUUGUUAGUUCACAGCUGUUAUCUGGGAUGAACAGUUUUAUAUGUGCUCGCAAUUUAUCCAAUUGAUUAUUUCCUUUCAGCGCUAUAACAUGGCCGCUCAGAGGAAUCAAUUUUCCAAAUGUUUAAUAGGAAUCCCAACUUCUCCGAGUACACCCAGUAACACGAUUUUGACAGAAUCAGGACCUUUGCACAUCACGCCUCAGGACGCGAUUGACUCAGAGCUAGAACCAAACACUCCGUUCAAAGUAAGCUUAUGUGUGUUUACGCGGUAUAUUAACCUAUAAGUGCUAAGAUGAUAAAUUUUAACAUGCUCAAUUGGCGGUCAUGGCCUUAAAACUAUUCCCAAAGUCAUUUAGGUUAUUUUGUAAUCUACCUUUUAGGAAGAUUCCCUUAAUAAAAUUAAAUUAUUAGAUAAUUUCGUGUUCAUUUAAGAAGCCUAAAUUUCGAAGGCAAUGAACAGUGUUUUGCAUUUUGUCACGGAAGUAGAAAAAAAGCCCCAAACAAUGAAAUUUUUGAAACGUUUAUAUGCAACAGCUGGUUCCAUGUAAAGCUUUCUUUUGUUUAUUUUUCAAAAUAAAUUACUCAUUGUUUUACAUGAAAAAUCAUGUUCCAAAUCUUUGGGGGUAAACAUUUCUUUAUUAAAAGGAACAAUAUAUUUUAAAUUUACUUUCAUUUCCUAGGAAACAAGUGAAAAUUGAGUAUAGUAUAAGUAUAUAAAGUAUAGAAGAACAAGGUUUAUCGCUCUAUUGAUAAAAAAAAUUGUGACUUUGGAAAUUUACAAUGAUGACUUGUUUUAUUUUUCUUAAAUGAAUUGUUUCUAUGAAUUUUCUCUUGGUAUAAGGAUUGUUCUGUUUUCUUGUGGCAAGCAAUAAGCUCUCUCUGUUGGAAAACACUGAUGUGUGGCACCUUUUCUCUCCAGGUCUUUGGCAUAUUCCAUGCAGUCUUAUUGAUUGUAUUAUUUGACUUGUAGUAAAAUGAAUUAUUUGGUGUAUUUCUAUUUUCAGGAUCCCAUAAACUCCUACAAAAAGAAAUCAGGAAAACUUGUUUCAAAACGAAAACUUUUUAUGCAAAGUGGCCAAAAUUCUCCUGUGAACAAAGGUACAUUAUGCUAGUUAAUUGAUUUUCUAAUACUGCCAGUGUAACUAAUUAAUGGAGUGCCAUUUUUUCACCAAACAAUUUUUUUGUGAAAAAAAAAUUGCAAAAAAAACUAAGUUAUUGUAUUUCCUCAAAUAGCUCUUGGGCACUAAAAAGGAGGGGGGGUGCUUUUUAAGUUAGGAUAAAAAUAAAAGAGAACUGAUGAUAUAUGUUAAGGACCUCUGCAAGCAUAUGGAGAUAGACAAAACAAGAAGGGAAAAAAAGCUAUUCUCUUGUACUGAUUUGAAAUGAGUUCAAAAAGGCAAUAAAACUCUUUGACAUUCUCAUUUUAGAAGACUCAUAUAUUGACACUUGACAAAUCAGUCAAAAGGUCAAGCUUUUCUGAAAUGUUUUAACUAAUUGUAGCAUGUUUUUUAGCUGCCAACAUGUUAUAUCCUUAGUUAGUCCUUAGGUAAAUUUGUACUUCUAAUCCUGAUAUGAUAUUGUAAAUUUAUAUAUUCUGUAAUAGUGAAUUUGUCCUAUAGACAAAAUUAUUAGAUCAUAAGUAAUUUAUGGACACUUGUAUAACGGUUUUACGUCUAACAUGCAACUCACCUAGAAUAGCACUCAAGCUAACUGUGGAUGCACAAAAAAUUGCAAAUACUGAGUAAUAAAAUGUAUGUAUGUAUAAGAAAAUGAGGGAGGAAGGGGGUGCUUAUUCGAGGGCAGGCACUUGUUUGCCAUUAUGGCCUUGGGGGUGGGUGCUUCUUUGAGGGUGCUUAUUAUUGAAGUUUGGAAAGCAUUUGACUCAGCUUUUUUGAACUAUUUUUGUUAACAGCAAGAAGACAGGCUACAACAAAGACUCCAAAGACUUCUCCUAUAAUCUCACUUCCUACAGACAGCUCUAGACCUAAUUUUCCAUUGACAGAACGUCAACAGUUGCAAUAUCUCCUCGAAGUAACAGCCAGAGAAGCAAAACAAGAUUUUGAAACUGGUAGCAACAGCAGUGAUGAGCUGCCAAUUCUUUACAACAGGACAAAUGCUAAGAAAGAUGUGAGCAAGGAAAAUCAAAUUGAGAUACGGAUACGAAAGAGGAAUGUGCGUGGAGAAACAGCAUUGCAUGUUGCAGCAAUAAGAGGAGACUUGGAGGAUGUUGUUGCCUUGAUAAAAGCUGGAGCAUUGGUAAAUGCCAAGGAUAAUGCUGGUGAGAUUUUAACAGCUGAGCUGGUGAAUUGAGUUCAAAAGCUUCACGCUCAGUUGUCAAAUGGAAAAAGUUUUGCCAAAAUAGAUAGUAUUGUUAUUCCAUGAAAAAGUGCAAAUUUCCAACUUUUCUUGUUCUAUUCACUGACCUAAGACUUUGGACAUUAAACAGAAUAAACAGAAUAAGACAGAUUGUGAGUUUCAGCUUACCUGUUCUAUCUACAUAGAGAAAAACUUGUUUGGCGACUUGGAAAUUGGCUAUUUGAUUUCCAUAUCUGACCAGGAGGACUGCUACAGGAAUGAGGGGACUGUGGUCUGAUUAUGGUUUGGUACAUGCACAAAGUUAAGCAUUGUUAUUGUUUUUUAAGGGUGGACACCCCUCCAUGAAGCUUGUAACUGUGGUAACCUAAGUAUUGUCCAGGAAUUAGUCCAGAGCGGUGCAGAAGUGAACAGUCCAGGUUACACAGCUAUUACACCAUUGCACGAUGCUGUAAUUAACGACCAUGUGGAGGUUUGUACUCUGAGAAAUAAAGAAUAAUACAUGGACGCAGGUAGAUAUGGAAUUUCUCUUUGAGUGUUUGCUUCCAUAUCUUACUUGUGAAUUAUGGGGGCAAACACUUGAAGAGAAAUUCCAUAUCUACAAACAACCAUGUAUUAUUUUGUUUAUCAUAUAAACACUAUAAGCCCUUACUGACAUUAAAAGUCAACUUUAUUAAUGAAUGAAAAAAAGGAAGGGUCCACCAUCAAAAAAAAAAUCAUAAAGUGCUUUGGCGAUAUGGCUCAAGAUGAAAAAAUACGUCGAAUUACAACAAGAACAAACAAUGGGCAUGACUUUCAAUUCACAGAAUUCUCCAUUAUUGAAUUUUUAGGUACCAACAGUAGAAACCUCUCCUCAGGUACACAGCCAAAAUUGACAUUUGGCAAAUCUUCCAGUUGUUGACUUUCUUCUCAGUGAUGAAAACUUCCAUUCCCAAAGUCGAGUAACUUGCAAUUUUUCUUUUUGUAUUUUGGUUUUCUUCUGCUUUGAAGAAAUUUUGAACGUCAAUGUCUGUAAACGAUAUAACAUUUUCAGUAAUUUUAGCAGCCAUUAACCAAGAAAUUUUCCACAAAUGACCUUGGAUUGAGAAUGGCUAACGCUUUGUUGUUUAUCAUCCACCUGACAGAGCAGCAUUCAUGUACAUGUAAAUAGGCUUCUGAUUGUGCUCUGGCAAGUUGUGGCAAAAAUGUGGAGACAGUGAGUUUAAUUAUGUAUGAGAAUGAACUUAUUUUUUAUUUUAAUUUGCUUUGUUUUACAGGUGGUUAAGUAUCUUUUGGAGAAUGGGGCAGAUCCUAUGCUCCAAACAUCUCAAAAUUACAAUACAUUCACCUUAGCAAGAUCUGAAGAAGUUCGCUACUUGCUGAAUCCAGAAGAAAGAAACAGAGAUGUAUACUCUGUGGAGUUCCAAGAAAAUAUUGCCUAUGCACAACACAGGGAUCCUAACUUCAGUAUACCAGAAAUCAAAAUCAAUGGAUUGAAUAAUCCUUACACUCAAAGAAACAAUGGAGAGGAUGUAUUAGUUGAUGAGAUGGAAAUGCAAGACUCUAAAGUGCUGUUGUCCCAAAGUGCUUCAGUUCCGAAUCCAAAAGAUGUGGAAAUGGAGCUGUACAUAACUCCACAAGACACCUUUGGAGUCAAUAGGGGAAACUGUGGUGAUAAACAAAAUUUCUAUACUCAGCAAUUUCCAGCAUAUUAUGACUUUCCUGGAAAUACUUACCAUUGCAUCGAUGAAAGAGAAGCAGCUUGUAGGAGAUUGCCAUCAAAAGAAGGUGCAGGAAGGAAUGAAAAUUUGCCAGUUGAAAGUGAUUAUGCAGGUUGGCAUUUUCAGAGGCCUCUUUGCCACGCUGUUGUUGCACAAGAGGUGCAAGUCAGAAAAAUUGUCCAAGGUGUAGAUGCUGACAAAAUUAAUCAGUGUUGUGAUUUUGAAACUCUAAAUCCUCAUUUAGGCAUAAAUGAAGAGGCUUGUCCUCAAGAGAUGGAGCCACCCAUUGCUGUUGAUCCUGGCCUGAUGAAUAUUAAACAGUUGACAACCAAAAAACUUGGUCUGCCUGUGACAUCAGAAUAUGAGGAGGACACAGUUAUACCAGAGAAAUUGAAUGAGUGUCUUGAUAAGGCAAUGACUGAGAUCUCUUCAUACCUAGAAACCAGCCAAAAGUUAGAUGUUGAAGUACCAUUUGAUGAAAGAGAGUCAAAAACAAAUGGAGGACAUGAAUCAAAAACAGAUAAAUCUUUGAACAGUAAGGGGUUGUUAAACGGAUUUUCUGAUGUGGACUCUCCACAGAAACUUGCCUCUGUAGAUCUUGCCUCAAAGCUUUACAGUAACAAUUACCACAAAGAAGAAAAAACACCUGAGCCUAAAGAAGAUGAGCAAGUUUUACCUCGUCAAGAAGUAAGUGCUGAAGAAACUGAGAGGGAUGUUGUUGAUCAGCAACCAAAUGCCAAUUUCACAAAAAUGAAGACAAGAAGUGAGAGGAAGAAGGAUGGAGCCACGGCAGAGAAAGGAACACGGUCUAUCAGAAAGAAGAAGGUAUCAAGGUCCUUGGAUGUAACCAACAGCCACUGCAGUCAGACCAAAGAGGAAUGUACAAGCCACAUUCAAAAUUCCUCCUGGAGGUCAGACCUACCUAAAUACCGAUACAACAUGUCCACCUUACAUUUGAGUGUCCCAGGUUUUGAUGAUUUCCUUAUAAACAGCAAAGGCAAUGGAUCAAAAUCUUUUUCAGAUAGGGUAGGUCACAUUUUGCUACACAUCUUUCAGUCUGCACAUAAGACUUAGUAGCUAACAAUUAUUUACUAAAGUGGAGGUAAAUAAUGGUGGAUGUUUACCAAGUUGCAAAGAGGCAAGAUAAAUAUCUACCACUUGCACCAGCAAUGAAGUGAAUAAUUGUUUUAGUAUAUACUCUACAGAUACCCAAAAAUUGGUUGAUAUCUUUUAAUAUACCAAAAAAUGGUCGGAAAGUUUGUCUCACUGGUUGCUCAGAGGUGAAUAGUACUUGUUAUUCACUUCCAAACUAGCCAACCAGAAUCUGCAAAAUGCACUAUUCACUUUUGUGGUAUAUGUUAUUUGUAUAUACAUGACAGAACUUAUCCUGGCCUCUACUGCAUGAAGCAAGAAGGAUUGGAUCCGACUGGUUUGAAUGGUAGUUCAGCACAAGUUAUCCCCAUUAGUAGUAAGGGUCCCAGUGCAGGUAUAUUCCCCAGUGAAGGUACUCGUAAUCAUAAUCAUUAUAAUAAUUGUCAUCAGCAUCAUUCCAUUUUUUAUUUUGUCCAUGCAGAUCAUGGAUGAUUCAACAGAGGGAAACCGUUUGGCAAGGCUUAUGUCUCAACAUGACACGGAAAAGGUAAGUUGACCGCUAGACUUUGUCUUUUCCAUUUUUUCAUUGCAAGGGUUACAAAAGAACUGCUUUUGCUUGGCCACUGACACAAACUGUCCAGUGCGAUGACUGAUAAUGUUUAAACUCUUUAUCAUCUUUGCUUGCUUUGUUCCUUUGCACUGAUUGGCACAACUGAAUUUGUUAAGUGUACUUGUUUUGGUUCUUCUGUUUAUUAGGUCAAGCUACGCAUGACUUUAGAGCAAGAGUUGGUCCGGCUGUAUGGAGGCGUUGCUCGUAAAUCAGCUGGAUAUCAAAUACCGUUCAGUGCCUGUACGGUGAUCUCAUCACAGAUGCGAGCUCCUGGAAUAAAGGUACUGUUUAUGCACUGUUUACUUUCUUUCAUACAAAAUUUAUGGGAGUGCAAGAGAAGAAUUAUAGACAGCCUAGCCCACUGUACCUGUACAGGUAAACGCGUUGGUUAGUAUAAUUUAUGUUGGAAAAAUUGCACCGCGUCGCCAUUUUUAAAUGCACCCGUCGAAAACUCGUUGAGUGGUGGGUUUUGUAGGGGAAAACUGCUUCAAUCUACACAGCUUCGGUUUUGGCUUCGGUUUCUCUUGAAUAAAUAAAGAUUUUUCCCUGAUUAGAUGAUAAACAGUCGCCGAGUUGGUUGUAACCUAUCUCGUAUCCAACAGGCGCGAAUGAAAAAAAUUGUUUUAUAAAUUUCUUUAAAUUCUGGACGUUUGGGUAUUUAAAGCCUUUUCCAGCCCCGCAACAGUUUGCACAGUGCAUUUCCUUAUAAGGUGACUCGGAAUAUGAGCUGGUAACCGGCGUGGAGUGAACCAAUCAGAACACUAGAAAUGCAAUAUUCGGAGUUUAAAAUUUAAUAUUAGCUACUCCUGUUAAAUACACAGUAUUUUUCAAGAACAAGAAUUAAAAAAACAACAACUUUGAUCAAUUCAUUACAGCUUAGUGUAGAAAAGGAGCCGAAUAUAUCCAUUAAGCUAGAGGUGGACAAGAUUUUGAACAAGUUCAGCAGGCUUAAGGUAGGACUGCGUUCUGUUGAGGCCUAUAAAAGCUACUGUGCUUUCUAUUCCGUUGAGUUUCAUUACGUUUUUGUUGAAAAUAAACUCCACAAGGUCGUUAUUUUCUCCUUUGCCAGUAGUGUUUUCUUUCUUUAUUUCAGACACAGAUACUGAACCGGCAUAAACGAGAAAUUGAGACGAUCUUCGCAUCAGAAAGCUUAUGGAGGGAACAUAAAAGUGAGGAGAACACCAUCUUUACUAAUAGUAUUUUUAACUGCAACAAUGAGCCGCCUAAACCUGAGGACCUUGUCAGUUGUAGCAUACUCACAUACAUGUAAUGUCUCAUUUUCCGUUUUUGUCUUAGUGUUCCCAGUUUGAUAUAUGAUGUGCUACGCCCGUCGUAGAUGUUGCUCUUGUUAAUUUCAAGCCAUGAUUGAUUGUACGUGUCAUAAAUCCUUGAGACCCCUGACUGUAAACGUGCAACAUUCAUUAAACGGAUUUGUAGCUAUUAGUUAUUUGAAACCUCCCCGUUGUUUUACCGCCAAAAUGUGCGACGCGAAAGAUAGUUCCCGUUGUUUUCCCACCAAAAUUGUGUUACGCGAAAGAUAGUUCCCGUUGUUUUCCCGCCCAAAAUGUGUUACGCGAAAGGUAGUUUCCGUUGUUUUCCCGCCAACAUGUGCGACGCGAAAGAUAGCUCCCGUUGUUUUCCCGCCAAAAAUGUGUUACGCGAAAGACAACUCCUGUCGUUUCCCGCCCUGAUGUUUUGUAUUUUACCUUGCACAUCCUUCAAACGUUUCUUUUGUCAUUUCGGCUUUCAGCAUCUUUUUUUUUCGUACAAGCUGAAACUGACUUUUGGCUCUCAACUAAUUUUGUGUCUUUUAUGGUUUUGAUUUAGCUGAGGAUAGUAGAUGUGUGACGAAAACUGGGAUGUACGUGAGCGAAGACUUUGACCUCCUGCCUCCCAAGUUUAGGGAUUAUUAUGAAGAGGUUUUGUGUGCCAUGGACUGAAUACAAACCAACCGGAGAACCGGAAAUAGUUGAAAGCUGUCAUCAUAGAAGGGAGACAGUUGCGCGGCUUUUUCGACGUACUAGAAUUAUGAACCGAAAACAAAAAAAUCCCAACUAGAAAACAUAAACACAAAUAACAAAACUACCCUAUUCAUUUCUGUGUGCUUUACAUAUUUUACUCAGCCCGUUUUCCAUAAACUGUUUUCACUCGUCCAUAUUAUGAUACUUUCCCUCAAAGGGAAUGGUAAAGAUUUGUAAAGGAAACUGUCGUUGAACGUUUAAUAAGAUGAUAUAAUUGUAAAAAAUGUUUUUUUAAAAGUCGGGUGAUUUCCGUUAUUUUACUCAGCCCGUUUUCCAUAAACUGUUUUCACUCGUCCAUAUUAUGAUACUUUCCCUCAAAGGGAGUGGUGAAGAUUUGUAAAGGAAACUGUCGUUG
Messenger RNA from Pocillopora meandrina, 8663 nucleotides. The record is from the annotation of a GenBank genome assembly. Lineage: Eukaryota; Metazoa; Cnidaria; Anthozoa; Scleractinia; Pocilloporidae.